Molecule: messenger RNA, 1536 nt
Organism: Heterobasidion irregulare TC 32-1
Lineage: Eukaryota; Fungi; Basidiomycota; Agaricomycetes; Russulales; Bondarzewiaceae
Exons: 2
Coding region: 1-1536 (511 amino acids)
Source: RefSeq, a predicted model, not a curated record
AUGGAGUUCUACACCCGCCCCUCACACCAACUGUACACCGCACCACAAUCUCACUUCAUGUACUUAGACAUGGACUCAGAACCCCCUCGUUGGAGCGUCGCGACAUCGUCCGAGCGCUCCACCCUGGACAACCCCCCAGCACCCACCCCCGCCUCCGCCGAGCGAUACGAUCCCCUUGGCAUGCUCCAAGUGAGCGAAGCCGAGACUGCUAGGGUAGCGAUGGUGGCCCAGCACCCACCAAAAGAGUUCCCGUACCUAGUGCGGCCUGGGGUUAUGAGCGACGGGCGGUGGACUUCUAACCACCCUGACGUCCUGGCUUACAUGGAGAACCCAGUAGAGGGGCUACCAGAGUCACCGGUUGGCUUUCACGCCAUGCUACACGUCCUGGCCGCCCUCCACAUCCUUACAUGGCCCAACCACCCCAUGUGGUCGUGGUUUUGGCCAAGGAAUUCUUGGGCACAGGUGGCCGACUUCAUCUUCGCUUUCAUGGAGGCCUCCCCGUCGGCGAUCAUGUACCCCUACGCACAUGCAUGCAGGGAAACCCUGGUUAGAUCUGUGUACCAAAAUUGGAAGGGGAUCCAUGCGCACGCGGACAGGCGAGCUGGGGUGGAAGAAGAUACGUUAGAUGCUCACUGGAAGGCGGUGUGCAAGAGGAGCAGCUUGAUGGAUCCUCAAAAGUGGCCCAGCGUACUGUUGAGAGGCGUCGCACUGCCCACAGCCAAGAAGACGACGCGAAGGCCCCCUCCCCCUGCUCGGACAACGACACGGCGGCCCACGCCCGCUAUCAACAAGGACAUGCAACCCACACGGACUAGUGCUCGUGUGGCUGAGAGAUUGCGGGCGAGCCUCGAGAAGUCCGUGCCACCGACGCCGGCUGAAGCUGGCCCAUCGGAAACGGGCACUCGCGAGGCCAAUAAGCCCCUGCGACCGUCUCCCCUCGCCAACUCUCCCGCCGAGGCCGACGACAUCCCCGCCGCAGGGCCGCAAGAGCCCGUCCAGCCCAAAUCCGUCUCCACUCGUGCGCGCAGCCAACGCGCGAAGAAGCAGUCGGCGAACGCAGCCACGGGUGCCGUGGUGCCUACUCGGACAUCCGCCCGCCUCGUGCCAAGGGAGCGCUCCGCCUCCACCUCCUCAUCCACCGCCGUCGCCUCUGGUGCAGAACCUCGUGGGCGCUCAUCUUCCUCAUCCUCCACCGCCAUCGACGCGCCCGCGGAUGUAAAGGGCAAAGGCAAGGCGAAGGAUGUUAUCGCGGAUGAGGAUGUGGAGAUGGCCGUCGCAGAAGCGCCCAAGCCUGUGGAGGUUACGCAGCUCGCCCCGCAGAAGCGCGCGACGAGGGCGCAAACGCGGGCAACCCGCGUGGCUACGGUGGAGCCCGUCGCGAAGCCGGAGCCUGAGGUCGAGGAGAAGACGACCAAGGGCUCCAAGCGCAAGAGGGCGGCCGAUCUGCCAGCGGAUGCCGAGCAGGAGGAGACAGCGCCUGAGCCUCCAAAAAAGCGCAGCCGACCGACCAAGGCGCGCAAUGUGCGACGGCGAUGA